AUGUCUCUCCUGCGCCGCACACCCCUCCUCUUCCGCUCCGUCCCCUUCCUCGCGCGCGCCGCGUCGUCGUCCAUCGCGUCGGGCUCGGCUCCUGCCCCGCUCAACCUCGCGCCCGAGCCCAAGGCGCCCGGCCAGUCGCCCAACGUCGCCACGCCCUGGUCCGAGAACCAGGAGCCCAAGUCGGCCGCCUUUGCCGCGACGCGUUUCGAGCAGACCAAGUUUGACCUCCAGCCCGACGGACUCUCGGCCAUGGGCCUCGUGAGCGAGCAGCCCAUCACCAUGGUCCACGGUCGCAGGGCGGUGUGCAACGGUGGCGGCGGUGCCCUCGGCCACCCCAAGAUCUAUAUCAACCUCGACAAGCCCGGAGCCCGUUCGUGCGGCUACUGCGGCGCGCGGUACGAGCAGGAGCACGAGCACUAG
Apiotrichum porosum is the source of this 420-nucleotide messenger RNA. RefSeq lists its product as uncharacterized. The coding region runs from base 1 to 420 and encodes 139 amino acids. Gene Ontology annotation, biological process: mitochondrial electron transport, NADH to ubiquinone. NCBI's taxonomy places the organism in Eukaryota, Fungi, Basidiomycota, Tremellomycetes, Trichosporonales, Trichosporonaceae. The transcript has 3 exons. The record is from RefSeq and is a predicted model, not a curated record.